Symbiodinium sp. CCMP2592 is the source of this 2718-nucleotide messenger RNA. The record is from the annotation of a GenBank genome assembly. NCBI's taxonomy places the organism in Eukaryota, Dinophyceae, Suessiales, Symbiodiniaceae.
AUGGAGGUCCCGAUACCAGGUCAUGGAUCGCCAUCACAAUCGCAAGAAAUCCGCGUCUUGGUCUUCACGAGCGAAUCAGAUCGAGAUGCGCUGGCCAGUUUGCUCGAAGAUCUGCAAAGCGACCGCCGCUCUUUCCGUCGGCGUGGUGCCUCACUUCUGGCCUGUCUGCCCGGCGCUUCCAACUGUCUGGCAGGCUGUGUCAAGCCGCUGCGCAAGGCACCCACUCUGCCGCACGACAUUUCGGAACUGUCAGCGCGACUUUCUCGAUCUGGCGAUGCUUUGGGAAAGACGCGGCCAGACAAAGAAGGAUGCACGGCAAAUCUGGACGACUUCAAAGCAUUCGCCAAGCAGAUGUUUGAUCGGCACGCGAAUGCUGCCACCAUGCGAAGAAGUGGAAGCUUGGGAGACAUUUCCAGUGCAUUCCGCCAGUACAGUCGACGGAAAGAGACGAAAGAAAGCCACGUCACCACGAACACAAGAGCAUCCGCAAACACUGGCACUGGUGGUCCCAGUGCCAAGGGCGUGAAGGACCAACUGCCACCCAGCGAGGCAGCGAACCUCCUUCACAGGCUGCUCUUCCAGGAAGAUGGUCCGCCGGCGGUCGAUGGCCAGGGAACAGCCGGGUAUGCACUUUUCCCACUGGCCGUGACCUUCGAGAGCUUUUGGUCUAUCCUGCAGCCCAUGCUGUUCACCGAGCAGCUGCUCACCGAUCCCAAGUUGCACAAUCGUCUCGGGGACGGAGGCUCGAUGUCGCUGGAGAAGUGGAGCUGGUUUCUAGUCCAAGUCCAGAACGAGGAGCGCGCUGUGGUUGAGGGUGCUGCAGCACAGCUCAAGGACAUGGAGGUUCCUUACGUCGAUGAUGAGGGUCAGUUGAGCGUUGCUGGACUUUCCUGCUCGCUUUGUUCACCCGACAACGGUGCACUCAAGCCAGAUCUCUACCGUUCGCACGAUGACAUGACCCGGCCGUUGACGGAGUACUGGAUCGCCUCCGCUCACCAUGUGCUCUUGGAGCUUGCACCCCCAAGCCCGGAAGGACCGAAUCCCACGAAGACAGCGGAGGACAAGGACAAGGACGGACAGGGCCUCCGGCCAGUGACGAACGCGCUGCGAGCCGGAUGUCGGUGCAUCAGCCUAGCACUCUUGGAGACUGCAUCUGAGCUUCAGGUCGUACUUCAGCAGAAGCGUGUCCCACUGGCAGACGUGUUGGAGCUGAUUUCGUCGGAAGGUUUUCAGACGGUCCAGUAUCCACUUCUGCUGGUGCUUUGCUUGCGGCAGCUCCCUUCAUCGCAAUCGCGUGGGCAGGUCGCUGAAGUUCUGUUUGACAAGCUUGGCGACCGCCUGUGGAGGAGCGGGCCGGAGAUGCCGUCACCGGAAGCUGCCAAGGGCCACGUGGUGGUCGUCCUUGCACCGGCAUGUGACAUGGAUCCGGCACUCGAGCCGCCGAGACCACCCAUGCGCAAAUUGCAGAAAGGCUACAGCACUCGCUGGCAAGACGCAGAAACUUCGGAUGAAGUGGUCGAGGCUUGGCAAGAAGCUGCCAAUCGCUUUGCCGUGUGGUGUGGACAGGUGUUUGAUCGGAAGUUUGCUCAGCAACCACCCGGUGGCAUAACUGUUGGCUUUUUACCAUCGGAUGAGCUUUGCAGCCUUGCAGAGUUCAAGCAGCAGACAAUGUUGGAAUACCACAGGCAGUACCUGACGUUGACCUUUCCACUGGCCCCUCGAGAUGCGCCAGUCAACUACAAUUUGGCAGCCGCAUGGUCGUGCGGGGUCCAAAUGGCAGCCAUGACCGUUGCUUCGGGCGGAACUCGAGGAGAUGGCGCCACGCUUGUACAAGCCGGGCUCUUCUCGCUCAAUGGCGGCUGUGGUUAUGUCCUAAAGCCGCCGUACUUGAGAAACUGCAUCCGACAAGAAGACAGCCUUGAGGUGGCAGCACCACUACCCAAGCCGAUCUACCUUGAGGUUCGAUUGCUUGCUGCCCGAGCUGUGCCCGGCAUGGACGAGACUCCAUGGCCACGGGGGCCGGUGGUCCUCAGCGCCAGCAUUUGGGGUGCUCCGUCGGACUGUGCACGUCAGGACUAUCAGUCCAUCCGAGCUACCGGCGCAGUCCUCGCCUGGCCGAAUGCCGCGGGGCUGGGCUUCAACAUCGCUUCUCCUCAAGUUGCUAUCCUGGUGAUGGAGCUGUUCGAGCUGGACUCUUCGUCGGGAGGCUACCAUCGAGUUGCCUUCUUUGCAUCCCCAGUGCAUGGACUGCGGCAGGGGUUGCGUUGGAUGCCUCUUCGCUCUCAUGUGGGUGCAGUGCAGGCUACGCUUCACGGUCCUUUGUCUGGGAUUCUCGCGCACAUCUCCCUCGUGGAAGGUGGCACAGGGAUCCCCAUUGGCGGCUUCUGGACGCUUCUGAUUGCGGAUCCAGCCACUGCCGUCUACUUCCUAGCCGCUGCACUGCUCCGAUCACCUUUCGAGGCGGCCACAUCAAGAUCCGUUUCGCCUUUGCUUACGGCGCUGGCUCGGCUCCUGUGCCAAUCGAUCGAAGCCGCCUCCACGCAGCUCGAGAAGCCAACCCUGAAAGAGGCAGAUGCCCUGGAGAGGCGAAACUUGAGAGCCUUGCGAGGGCCUCUGCGCCGAUGGCGGGACCAGCUGCACGAAGGUUCAAAGAAUAGCCAAGUCGCAGUGUGGGUCAGCAAUUGCAUCGAGGCGCUGGAUGAGCUGUCGCUCUACUGA